GGCAUCAUUAGGAAAAAUCGGUGUUCUCCAUUCCCAUGCCCCUCGACCAUGUGACCGGGAACUAGUUUCUCCGUCAUGCCGACUUCAAGCUAUUCUUCUUCCGUUCCUUCCCCGCACUUUUCCUACCUAAGCCGUGGUCCACUUGUCCACCUUUACCCGAUUCAAAUUGACGAGCUCCAUCUGACUAGUCAUGGAUUGCUCAAUCUGUGAUCGUAGCUUUGCACAAUCGACCGGUCUUAUCCAACACUAUCAGGCUAAGCACCGAAAUGCCUACUGUGGGCGGUGCGAACGUGUAUUCAGCCAACCCAAGGGUCUCCAACAACAUCUUUCCAAUUCAUCUAGUCAUCACAGAUGCGAUGAGUGCCUCUCGAAAACUGACUUUCCGUCCGCAGAGCAAUUGCUAGACCAUCGAAAGCAGUGCCACCAUUACUGCGCGCCCUGCAAUAGGUUAUUCGCUGCUCAAAUCAGCUUGGAACAGCAUGAGAACACUGUACACAAUGUAUGCCGUGAUUGCGGCAGGUGUUUCGAUUGGCCUGAUAAUCUGAGAAACCACGAACGGAUUCAUGCGCCCAAGAACAUUCCAUGCGCAGGGUGUCGAAGCAAGUUCGACCGACAUUCGGCUAUGGUCCUCCACCUCGAAGCAGGGUCAUGCCCGUCGGGAGUUAAGUCCGAAGACGUCGACGACAUCGCAAAGGAAUGCACACAGUCUCAACACUAUGUUUCGACUGAUCCUGAUUUCGACUACUGUUGUCCUCAGUGUCAAGUUCCCUUUACUUGGAUGAGUGGCGUUCUUCAGCACGCAGAAAGCGAUGCUUGCGACAUAGGCCUAGGAAGACACUCUCAACUAGGAAAGUUCCUACAUUUCCUACGUAGCAGGAUUUAGAAAAAGGCUAGUGACAAUGAAAGACCGUUUUUGUUUUCGUCACCAGCUGAGGUCCAAAGUCACCACCCAAACGCUUUUUCCCUGACCAGCAGUGAUCCGUCUACUUGGCCGAGAAGGUCCGCCAUUCUGCCAAACCCCAGGUUCAGCGUCGCCGUAGAUACAUCAAACAUAACACGAACCUUUUGUUACGAAGUACUUUAGUAGAAGAGUAGGACAUGCUUUUAGCCGUUCGCAUAGACCAAAGUCCGGCCUUCGAAAAAGCGUAAAUAGUGUAAGCUGCCUCUGUUUUGUCACUUGUUGCUAUAUACCUGGCACACCACUGCUCAAAUGAAAGGCAUCUGAACCUUGCUUAUCUGCAUAAAUACAAAUUGCAAGGACGGGUGAGAACAGGUAGAUGAGAUGAGGCAUAACCCCGCUUCUGCCGGGAAGAGAGGUAUUCCUCAAUCAAGCACAACAAUCACUCUUUUAUCAAUGAAC
Messenger RNA from Colletotrichum acutatum, 1360 nucleotides. RefSeq lists its product as uncharacterized. The record is from RefSeq and is a predicted model, not a curated record. Gene Ontology annotation, molecular function: chromatin insulator sequence binding. The transcript has 2 exons. NCBI's taxonomy places the organism in Eukaryota, Fungi, Ascomycota, Sordariomycetes, Glomerellales, Glomerellaceae. Bases 191 to 883 code for a protein of 230 amino acids. Gene Ontology annotation, cellular component: chromosome. Gene Ontology annotation, biological process: regulation of transcription by RNA polymerase II.